Drosophila serrata is the source of this 5648-nucleotide messenger RNA. It is a transcript of the gene Pde11, whose product is annotated as Phosphodiesterase 11. The record is from RefSeq and is a predicted model, not a curated record. Gene Ontology annotation, biological process: signal transduction. Gene Ontology annotation, molecular function: 3',5'-cyclic-nucleotide phosphodiesterase activity; protein binding. Lineage: Eukaryota; Metazoa; Arthropoda; Insecta; Diptera; Drosophilidae.
GAUUCAAUUCAUUAAAACGGAGGGUCUAACAUUUGCAUUGCUGGCGGGCCCCAUGGGCCAAGCGGCAAGUAUGUGUCGAUUUCGUGGUUGUCGUUACAAAAAUAAGAAUAAAAAUAGUAAGCAACAACAACAACAACAAAAUCAGCAGCAGCAGCAGCAACAACAACAACCAAUAAUAACAAAUACAACACCCAGCCACAGUCCACAAAUACAGCAUCAUUCGGAAAUAAUUCCCGCAGCAGCAUCAGCAACAACAGGCCUGCAUCUGCGGAGCAUCGAGGAGCCCGCGUCGACGCCGCUCCAGUUCCAGGCGGCAGCGGCUGCGGCGGCCGCCAGCAGAAUGAACACAGAGCAGGGGGGCCCGGGCUAUGGCGGGGGAUACAGUGAGCACUCGCUGCUGCUGGCCACCCGUCACACCGGUGUCCCCCUGCCCCUUGCCCACCAGCAGCCACUACCCGCCCACUACCAGCCGCUGAAUCACACAGGAUCGCAGGGAUCGGUUCCCCCAUCCUCUGGAGCAGCCGCAUCCACUGGCGCCCAGCAGCAGGCGCUAUUCCCGCAGCAGCAGUCGGCAUAUCCGCUGCAGCAGCAGCAGAUGCAUCAGUACCAGUCCCAGUACCAGUACCAGCACCACCACUAUCACCACCAGCCAGCCUCGCCGCAGCACAGCCGCCCCUACGAUCCGGAGCAUGCGAGGAUGGAGGCCUGGCUGGACGAGAAUCAGGAAUUUGUACAGGAUUAUUUUAUAAGAAAAGCCACAAGGCAGACGGUGGACGCCUGGCUGGUCUCGCAUGCCACCUCCGCGGGCAACGAUGUGGUCUGCAGCACCUCGCCCACGCAUCCCAAUGGACAGACGAGCUCCUCGCGGGGCGGUUCCGGAGCCACCACACCUGUGCGAAAAAUCUCCGCUCACGAGUUCGAGCGAGGUGGCCUGCUAAAGCCCAUAGUGAACACCAUCGACGGAACACCAACCUUCCUGAGCAUCGGACUGUCGCCGAUGGACAAUGGUGGCGUGGGCGGUAGCUGCGGCAAUCUCCAGAAUGUGGGGGGCGUCGUGGCCGGACAGUAUCAGUACCACCAUCCGCAGCACCUCCACCAUCAGCAGCACAGUCACCUCCAGGCGGGCGGGGCGGUGGGCAGCUCAAGCGGCGGCACAGGAGGAGCCACUGCACCCGGAGUGGGUGGCAGCAGCAGCAGCGGAGGAGCAGCAUGCUCGGCGGCUGGGAACGGCCAUCAAUAUCAAUAUUAUCAUUGCCACCAGCGACCGCAGCGAUUAUCGCGGAACGAGCUUAAACAGCUGGACGAGAAGGAGCUGAUUUUCGAACUGGUAAAGGAUAUUUGCAAUGAGCUCGAGGUGCGCACCUUGUGCCACAAGAUCCUCCAGAAUGUGUCCAUCCUGCUGAAUGCGGAUCGCGGCUCCCUCUUCCUGGUCCAAGGACGCUGCAAUGGCCCCGAUGGACUCAAAAAAUGCCUCGUCUCGAAGCUGUUCGACGUGUGCCCCCGGAGUACCGUGGAGGAGAUGGAGCAGCAGGAGGAGGUCCGGGUGGCCUGGGGCACCGGCAUCGCCGGCCAUGUGGCGGAGAGCGGGGAGCCCGUCAACAUACCAGAUGCUUACCAGGAUGAGCGCUUCAAUUGUGAAAUUGAUUCGUUGACCGGCUAUCGGACGAAGGCCCUGCUGUGCAUGCCCAUCAAGGACUCGUCCGGGGAUGUGAUUGGCGUGGCGCAGGUCAUCAACAAAAUGAAUGGCGAGUGCUUCUCCGAAAUCGAUGAAAAGGUCUUUGCCUCGUAUCUGCAGUUCUGCGGCAUUGGACUGCGGAACGCGCAGCUGUAUGAGAAAUCUCAACUGGAAAUCAAGCGGAACCAGGUCCUCCUCGACCUGGCCCGCAUGAUCUUCGAGGAGCAGAGCACCAUCGAGCACAUGGUCUUCCGCAUCCUCACCCACAUGCAGAGUCUCAUCCAGUGCCAGCGCGUCCAGAUCCUGCUGGUCCACGAGGCGGACAAGGGCAGCUUCUCGCGGGUCUUUGACUUCGAGGCGAACGACCUGAGUGAGGAGGAGGCCACCUCCAGGACGAGUCCGUACGAGUCCCGGUUUCCCAUAAACAUCGGCAUCACUGGCCACGUGGCCACCACGGGCGAAACGGUGAAUGUUCCCAAUGCCUACGAGGACGAUCGCUUCGACGCGAGUGUGGACGAGAGCUCCUGCUUCAAGCACCGCUCCAUCCUGUGCAUGGCCAUCAAGAACUCCCUGGGACAGAUUAUCGGAGUCAUCCAGCUGAUCAACAAGUUCAACGAGUUGGACUUUACGAAGAACGACGAGAACUUUGUGGAGGCAUUCGCCAUCUUCUGCGGAAUGGGCAUUCACAACACGCACAUGUACGAGAAGGCCAUCGUGGCGAUGGCCAAGCAGAGCGUCACCCUGGAGGUGCUCAGUUACCACGCAUCCGCCACCAUGGACGAGGCACACCGGCUGCGGCGUCUACGAGUACCUUCGGCUGUCCACUUCCGUUUGCACGACUUUAAGUUCGAUGACAUCCACUUCGAAGACGAUGAUACACUUAAGGCGUGCCUGCGUAUGUUCCUGGAUCUGGACUUUGUGGAACGCUUUCACAUUGACUACGAAGUCCUGUGCCGCUGGCUACUGAGUGUCAAGAAGAACUAUCGCAAUGUCACCUACCACAACUGGCGACACGCCUUCAACGUGGCCCAAAUGAUGUUUGCCAUUCUCACGACCACGCAAUGGUGGAAGAUCUUUGGGGAAAUUGAAUGCCUGGCGCUGAUAAUAGGCUGCCUCUGCCAUGAUCUCGACCAUCGAGGGACCAACAACUCCUUCCAAAUUAAAGCCUCAUCGCCCUUGGCGCAGCUUUACUCCACCUCUACCAUGGAGCAUCAUCACUUCGAUCAGUGCCUGAUGAUCUUGAAUAGUCCCGGCAACCAGAUACUGGCCAAUCUAUCCUCCGAUGACUAUUGUCGGGUCAUCAGGGUACUGGAAGAUGCCAUCUUGUCCACCGACUUGGCGGUGUACUUCAAGAAACGAGGUCCCUUCCUUGAGAGCGUCCAGCAGCCGGUGAGCCAUUGGGUGGCCGAGGAGCCGCGUGCGUUGCUGCGGGCCAUGAGCAUGACUGUCUGUGAUUUGUCGGCCAUCACGAAGCCGUGGGAGAUCGAGAAGCGGGUGGCCGACCUGGUCAGCUCCGAGUUCUUCGAGCAGGGCGACAUGGAGAAGCAGGAGCUCAACAUAACUCCUAUUGAUAUCAUGAACCGCGAAAAGGAGGAUGAGCUGCCAAUGAUGCAAGUGAAUUUCAUCGACUCCAUUUGCUUGCCCAUCUAUGAGGCCUUUGCCACUCUCUCGGACAAGCUGGAGCCGCUUGUCGAAGGCGUGCGCGAUAAUCGUGGCCAUUGGAUCGACUUGGCCGAUGUUGUGAAAACCAAAACUAGUCAGGAACAAGAACAGCCGCAGCAGCAGCAGCAGCAGCAAAUUGUGAUAUCGAACGGUGACUGCAGGGCCAUGACGAGUGACGAUAAUGUGGCCGGAGCGCCGGAAGUGGAGGCUCCCGAGGAUGCUGAGCAAGCAAGCGUAAAUGGCAACGGCAACUUGGCCCACAGCAGCAGCUCCACUAAUAACAACAUUGCCGUCGCUUCUCAUUUCACCAGCACCCAGUCCAGUGAGCGUGAUGAUGUUGAUGAUGAUGCGGAGCAGCAGCAGAACGGACACGAGGUGGCCUCCAUUUGCAGCUCCUCACCUUCCUCCAGCUGCUCCUCCUCCACCGCCUCCAGCAGGCUGUCCACGCCGCCGCCCACUGGCGAGGACGAUAGCACUCCAGUGUCGCCCUCGAAGACGCUGCAGGCCAAGCUGGUGGUGAAUGCCCUGCAGCGACAGACUUCCAAUACGGCCUCGGCUCUAAGUCAGGGCCAAAAGCAGCGGUGCAAGAGCUGCGACCACUCGCGGAGCGGCCUGCAGGUGAGGAAGACCAGCUCUCUGAGGGGCGCCCAGGAACUGGAGAUGGACCAUAAGAAUGGAACCGCCGCGUCUGGUGGCAUCCUUUGCAAGAGCACGCCCGUGAUCAACCACCAUCAGCAUCAGCAUAGUCAUAGUCACAGCCACAGCCACAGCCACUCGCAUCAUCAUCAUCAUCACUCGAAUCAAAAUCAUGGGAUCGGAAUGGGGAUCGGAAUUGGCAGCGCCAGCAUAGGCGGCAGCGGGCUAAUCAGCCUGGCCACGCCUCUGCUGGCGACGGACAGUGAUAGGAUACCAAAAAUUGUGGGCAAAAUUGGAAAUCUCGAUGGAAUGCCGACCUUUGCCAACGGAGGAGGUGGUCAGAACGGGUUGUCCUUUGGGGGCGGUUACCAGCACCAGCAUCAGCACCACCACCAUCAUCAUCAUCACCAUCAUUUGCUGGCGCGUCGUCACUCGGAGACCAAUAGUAAUGGGGCCGCGGCCACGGCACUGGCGGCCGACAAAUAGAUGCAUCCCAAAAUCUGAUGUGUGUUGAGCCCAGAGACAUAUGCAAUUACAAUAGAUAAUAUCAAGGCAUGUUUUUGGGCAGCUGCUGAUCUGAGAAAAUGUUUUCAAAGCUCCGAAAGUUAUUGAAAAACAGUUCUUAGACCAGGACCACAUCAGCAUAUCUUCAAUAUAUGUACAUAUAGUUCUAUCCACUCACACACUCUCAUCUUGUAUAUAAAAACAUUCACUUGGAGCAACAGUAUCUAUCGAACAAUGGGAAAACACAUACCAUAAGUUGAUAGCCUACAACUAAAACUAAAUAGAAAGAUUCCUAUAAACGUUAUGUAAAUCGUAAUUCGUACAUACAUCCUUGAUCUGUGUGUGUCUGUAUUGUAUUUUAGUCUUAAAUCAUAAAUGAUAAAUGAUAAAGCAAAGAAGUCAAAUUCUCUAGUUAUUUAAGCAGGUAGAAGGGAAAGAAUUGUACCAAAAAAUGGCAGAGUCGUGUCGUUUGUCUUCGCAAGGAUCACAGCAAGGAUAAAAAGUAUUGCAAGGAUGGAAAGUAUGCAUAUGUGACGGGAGUACGAGUAUAGCACACACUGUUUAACUUUAUUCGUUAGUUGAAUUAUCUCUAUGGGUACCAAAAGUCUAACUUUAAUAGCAUUAACCAACCGCUUAGUGAUGAUGUUUAACCGAAAUCGAAGUCGAAACCGAUCGCGAACCUAGAUCAUAGUAAUUACAACAACCUUAAUACACCCCAAAACAAAACACUAAGCUCUUUAAAACUUCCCCUCCCGGCGCUCUUUUCGAAUUUAAAUAUUUGUAAUAAUAAUGUUUAUGCGAUAGUAAGAAGCGUAUUCGUAUCCAAAAUAUAUAUGUGUACUCGAUGGCCUCCUGGGCUGGCCUGAUGUAUGGACACACAUUCAGGGCAUCGUUGGGAACUAUCCCGGGGCGCAGAUCAGCAGCACGUCUAACGUUCUGUGUGCUCGUACAUGUAUUCGUCGGAUACCGUACUAAAUAUAUAUAAUAAUAUACAAUGCAUAUAAUAAUCCGUCUUUUAGAUUAAAUUGUACUUUGUGAGUUUUGUUAUUUAUUGUCGGCAUUAUAUUCUAUAGAGGAGAACCUAUCUAAAAUACACAAAAUAUUUGCUGUAAAUGGACCACGUUCGCAAAAAAGGCAAAACUAAAUAAAGCAACAAAAAAUAUCCAAAUUA